AUGAGUGAUUCAGAGGGGGAGCCUGAUGGAAUAUAUGGUGACAAAGUAAACGUAGUUGCACGACAUGUGGUAAGAUAUAUUCUUUCUUUUGCCGAAUCGCAAUCAACUGUUAUUUCACGAUCCAAGUUAGGUGGUGUUAUACGCGAGGCAUGUGGGAAGGAAAACACGAAGAACGUGAAGUUUGACAAAGUUUUCACAGAGGUGAACUCCCUUUUAUUCGACACAUAUGGCUAUCAUCUUGUAGGGCUACAUCCCAAGCUUAACAGAGAAACAAUAACCAAAAAACAAUCUCAAUCGCGAACACAGACUCAAACUCAGUCGUUAUCGCAAGCUAACACUCAAACACAAUCUCAAAGCCAGGCAGUUAGGCAAAAUCAGAGUACCUACGAUGAUCAAGAACCCUUAAAUAAUAUAGAGCAUGGAGAAUACCCAGAUUUAAUGAAUAAGGCGCAAAAUUUCAUUCUCAUUGACGGUCUUCCUGCUCCUCCUGCUAAAUUUGAGCAAUAUCUUUUAGAUCAAUCGAAAAAAGCCUACGAAGAUAGGAUUAUUGACGAAGAAUAUGUUGGCAAUGACAUAUCUACGCUCUCUAAAUCCGAAUUCCAGGACGGCUUGUCGACAGAUAAAGGCUUGGCAGUUCAGGGCCUCACAUUCAUAAUUUUAGCGGUGAUCUUGUUUUCAAAAAACAAUCUGCUUCAUCAAGAACUCACUCAUCACCUUCAGAAGUUUGGCGUUCCACAAGAUGGGCACAAGAUUCCAAUAAUCGACAUGACAGUUGAAGAAUUAAUUAAGUUACUUGACAAACAAGAAUACAUUACCAAAAUCGAGGAGCGCUCCAAGGAUGGUACGCAAGAAACAGUAUUUUACAAAAUUGGCCGACGCACCCAAGCUGAAUUUGAUAGAGCAGCACUUCUCAGCAUGUGCCAAGAGUUACUAGGUCUAGACCACAAACAGACACAACUGAUUGGCAAAUCCAUUGACCUCAGCAUCAAUGACGCUUACAAGGUGUCAUAA
Molecule: messenger RNA, 1011 nt
Organism: Lachancea fermentati
Lineage: Eukaryota; Fungi; Ascomycota; Saccharomycetes; Saccharomycetales; Saccharomycetaceae
Source: the annotation of a GenBank genome assembly